UUCAUUGCGAGGAACCUGAGCCUGCACCCUCCUGCACCAUGAUGCUGACUCAAGCUGAAAAGGCCGCCGUGGUGUCCAUCUGGGCAAAGGUGGCUACCCAAGCUGAUGCCAUUGGGGCAGAAUCACUGGAGAGGCUUUUCUCCAGCUACCCCCAGACAAAAACCUACUUCCCUCACUUCGAUCUCAGCCAAGGCUCAGGUCAGCUUCGUGCUCAUGGCUCCAAGGUCAUGAACGCCAUCGGGGAAGCCGUGAAGCAAGCUGAUGACAUUAGAGGUGCAUUGGCCAGGCUCAGUGAGCUGCAUGCUUACAUCCUCAGGGUGGACCCAGUGAACUUCAAGCUGCUUUCCCACUGUAUCCUCUGCUCUGUGGCUGCCCGCUACCCCAGUGACUUCACCCCAGAAGUUCAUGCUGCGUGGGACAAAUUCCUGUCCACUAUCUCCUCUGUUCUGACCGAGAAGUACAGAUAA
Messenger RNA from Colius striatus (speckled mousebird), 467 nucleotides. RefSeq names its product hemoglobin subunit pi. Gene Ontology annotation, cellular component: hemoglobin complex; blood microparticle; haptoglobin-hemoglobin complex. Gene Ontology annotation, biological process: hydrogen peroxide catabolic process; oxygen transport. The record is from RefSeq and is a predicted model, not a curated record. NCBI's taxonomy places the organism in Eukaryota, Metazoa, Chordata, Aves, Coliiformes, Coliidae. Gene Ontology annotation, molecular function: haptoglobin binding; heme binding; organic acid binding. Bases 39 to 467 code for a protein of 142 amino acids. The transcript has 3 exons.